Molecule: messenger RNA, 585 nt
Organism: Prorocentrum cordatum
Lineage: Eukaryota; Dinophyceae; Prorocentrales; Prorocentraceae
Source: the annotation of a GenBank genome assembly
AUGCACCCCCCUUGUCUGCUCCUGCUGCUGCUCUUCUUUAAUGCACUUCUGCUCAUGCAGCUUGCUGCUCCCCAUCUGUCCUCGGCCUCCUCGGUCUUGCUCCUGCCCAGGGGCGCGCCUCUCGCGGAUCUCCUGCCCUGCGGGCGGGGCGGACCGAGCCGGCCGGGAGUGCACAGCGCCCUCCGCUCCGCGCUGUCUGUGUCGAUAUGGAGCGCUCUCGUUCUCUGGGCCGCUCGGGCCGCGCGCCGGGCGCCCUGCGGCGCCACGGCCCUCGGCCUCGGCGAUGGGCGCACUCGGGUGCGCGCACUUUUCCCCCAUGCGGCUCGCCCUCCGGCGCUCACGCAGGUCCGUGCCGCGUCGACGCGGCGGCGCCCUCUGCGCGGGCGGUGGGGGUGGAGCGCCGCUGGUGGCCCAGACGCGGCCGUCAUCGGAAGGAUCUGCGCCCACGGGGAGGCCGCGAGCGAGGAGACGAAGGGCAGGAGGGAGUGCCGCGAAUUCACGUGCAAGAGUUGCCCCGAGGCCAGGCUUCGCCGUCGCAGGCCCCUCGGCCUCCGAGGCCGUGUCGAACCUGUCAGGGGGAAAUGA